This is a messenger RNA of Panicum virgatum (switchgrass), 1969 nucleotides long. RefSeq names its product F-box/LRR-repeat protein At3g26922-like. The transcript is spliced from 3 exons. The record is from RefSeq and is a predicted model, not a curated record. Gene Ontology annotation, molecular function: protein binding. Lineage: Eukaryota; Viridiplantae; Streptophyta; Magnoliopsida; Poales; Poaceae. The coding region runs from base 76 to 1551 and encodes 491 amino acids.
CCACUGCCCCCAUAAAACCCUCCUCCUUUCCUCUCCGCGGCCGUGCUCGCCUCCCGUCCCCUCUGCCUCUGGGCAAUGGCGCUCAUCAAGGUGGAGGAGGUCAUGCGUGCCGUCCUCACCUGCCUCCCCGCCCCGCCCUACCCGACCGCCGGUGGCUCCCGCCCCUCCCCCGGCGGCCACGGCGGCGGCGGCACCGAGGACCGCAUCAGCCGGCUCCCGGACGCGGUGCUCGCCGACAUCGUGUCGCGCCUCCCCGCCAAGGACGCCGCGCGCACCGCCGCGCUCUCCAGGCGCUGGCGCCGCGUCUGGGCCUCCGCGCCGCUCGUCCUCGACGACUCCGACCUCCUCCGCGCCCUCCCCGGCGGCGGCGGCUUCGACUGGUUCGGCACCACCGACGCCGUCUCCCGCGCCAUCGGCGCCCACCGCGGCCCCAUCCGCUGCGUGCGCCUCGCCUGCUGCAGCAUGGAGCUCGCCGCGCGCCUGGGCGUUCUCGACUACUGGCUCCGCCGCCUCGCCGAUGGCGGGGCCGAGGACCUCGUCCUCGUCAACCGCCCCAUGCCCCCCGCCCUGCACCUCCCGCCCGACGUUUUCCGCAUCGCCUCCCUCCGGACCCUCUACCUCGCCUUCUGGGGCUUCCCGGACGCCGCCGGCCUCCCGUGCGGCCCCGCCGUGUUCCCCCGCCUCCAGGAGAUCGGCCUCUGCAGCGUCGGAAUCCACGCCAGGGGCAUCGACCACCUGCUCGACUGCAGCCCCGUGCUUGAGAAGCUUGCCAUCGUCGCCAGCUUCUUCGUGCCCAGCCACGUCCGGAUCCGCAGCCGCAGCCUGCAGUGCCUGGUCCUGUGGAGGUCUCUGACGAAUGAGCUCGCCGUGGUCGUCGCCCCGUGCCUCCAGCGCUUAAUCCUGUGGCCGGAGUUCCCGUGCGAACCGGCGGACUCUGUCUUCAGCACCAGGGUUAGGAUUGGCUACGCCACCGUGCUCAAGGUGCUCGGCUACCUUGAACCAGGCCUCCACCAGCUACAGAUCGGCGGCACCGUAAUUGAGAGUGGAACGAAGAUGAUCCCAUCUACCAUGAUUCCAAGUGUUAAGGUCUUGGCCCUGAAGGUGCGAUUUGGAGUCCGAAAGGAAGCCAAGAUGCUGCCCACCUUCCUGAGAUGCUUCCCCAAUGUGGAGACAUUGCAUGUUCUGUCUCAUGAAGCUGAUGAACCUGCUGGCAAGCUCAAUUUGAAGUUCUGGCAGGAGGUUGGCCCCAUCGAUUGCCUAGAGACACACAUCACCAAGGUGGUGUUUGACAGGUUCAGAGGGGAGCGCUAUGAACUCGCGUUCCUCAAGUUUGUCCUAGAGAGGGCGCAAUCGCUGCUGAAGCUAGUGGUUGUGUUGGCCAAUGGGGAUCAAGCCUCAGUGGAUGAGAUGCUCAGCAAGCUGAAAUCUCUAACCACGGCACAACGCGCUAGCGAAUGCCCUACUCUGUUGGCAGUCGCCCGUGAUGGAGACAGUGCUUGGUGCUUUCAGAGAGCAUCAGAUCUGUCUGUAAGUGACCCCUUUGAUUGGUGAUGAAGCUCAAGGUGAUGACAUGGCCCAUGAUUAAUUCUAGCGUAUUGUGGAGCUGAUCGGUUGCUUUUUGUCAGUAUUCUAGCUAUGCGCACCUUAGAAUGUUGUAUGAUGUUGUGUCAAUCUGACAAGUGUGAGUACAGUUCUAAGUCAAUCAGAAGAGGUGUAUAGUUCAUGCAAUGACUAAAUGCUUCUUGACAUGUCACAAUUGGAAAGACUGCACUUGUGGUAAUCUGCAAUAGUGACUCCUGACUUCCUGAGUUGAGUACUUAUUAGUGUUGUCACUAGCUAGUUUCUCGGUGGAUAUUUACUGUACGCUGAGCAGAGUUGGUACGGAAAUGCGACCCCAGCUCCUCUUUGUAUUGUUACAUUACGUGUAUGUCAACAACUUCAGUAAAAGUAUUGUUGCAUGUUGUGUGAU